AUCAAAUUUCAUCCACUAAUGAUUCAUUUAAUUUCAUUUUAUUAUUUGGAUCCCUCCCACAAUAUUUAAGCUUAAUCUGCUCCCAUUACUUAGUUCCUACUCUCAUACCAAAUGGAUACGAUACUAGGAAAUACCAAUUUCCGGUAUAGCCACCGCCGGUCCGACGGCUAUGAGGCCCUGAAACCAACCGGCGAUCAUAACCGGAGAAAAAGGGUCGGUGUUGAUCACGAUAGUUCUGAUGAUUAUGACGGCCACGGUGACCGGAGACCGGUUUCUAAGCCGAGGAGCAGUACAAGCCUGAGGCAACAUCCGCCGGCGGUGAUGCUGAGUUCUUUCAGUUACCGGAGAAACAGGGCAAGGCAGAGGCAGAUUUUCCUACAAACUUACAAGUUGUCAUCGGUCACGAAUAAUAACAAUAAUUCUUCCAGAAAAUCUCAUCCGAAGCUGAAGAAAUUCGUGGUCAAAGUGAAGUCAAUGGUGGUUUCGGUUUUGUCGUUUAUGAGGGCUGAUUAUCUGAGAUCUUCUUGUAAAUCGGGAUCCGCCAUUUGUGUUACUUCCCCUUCCGGAAUUGUCAAACUUUGCUGAUCAUCAUCUUCAAAAAAUUUCUAGGUAACACCAAAAAAGAAAGCUAAAGAUAGAUAGUUUCAAAAUUAUUAUGGUAAGAACUAUGAUUUCAUCAAUUAGACCUUUGUUGUUCCAUGUUUCCAAUCGAAUAUAAAGUGCUCCCUUGUCUCAAAAUAAAAGUUUCGAAGUUAAAUUGUUUUAGUUCGAUAGACUAUACUUUCAUUUUGCGAAAGAGGGAGGAUUCUUAUAAGGAGGAGUUCUUUUAUUUUAUAUAAUACUAGUUUUUGCAAUAUGAAAUUUCAUGUGUACUUGGAUUAUACUUAUUUUAUUAUUAUUAUUUUUUUCCUGAACGAAGGAGUGUUAAUUGCCGAUGGCUGUAGUUAUUGAGCCAACAAAAUGUUUGUAGUAGUGGCC
Oldenlandia corymbosa var. corymbosa is the source of this 978-nucleotide messenger RNA. Lineage: Eukaryota; Viridiplantae; Streptophyta; Magnoliopsida; Gentianales; Rubiaceae. The record is from the annotation of a GenBank genome assembly.